Thyridium curvatum is the source of this 1014-nucleotide messenger RNA. RefSeq lists its product as uncharacterized. Gene Ontology annotation, biological process: lipid metabolic process. The transcript is spliced from 3 exons. Lineage: Eukaryota; Fungi; Ascomycota; Sordariomycetes; Thyridiales; Thyridiaceae. The record is from RefSeq and is a predicted model, not a curated record. Bases 1 to 1014 code for a protein of 337 amino acids.
AUGCAGCUGUUCAGCCUCCUCCUGCUAGUGGCAGGUGUCACAGCAUCACCCUUCAAGGGCGUUGUUACUACCAAGUUUGCGCAAGGACGAGCUGCCACCGUCAGUGAAGCCGACCUUUCCAACCUCAAGUUCUUCGCCCAGUAUGCCGGAGCCGCCUACUGCAACAUGGACUCCCCGGACGGGUCGAUCGUGACCUGCUCGGACAACGUCUGCCCCCAGCCCACGGCUAACAAGGCCGUCAUCGUGGCCACCGUCAACGGCAACACAGACAACAACAUCGACGGCUUCGUCGCCGUCGACCCGGCCCGCUCCCUGGUCGUCGUCUCCUACCGCGGCUCCUCCUCCAUCCGCAACUGGAUCACGAACCUCCAGUUCGCGCUGACGGACUGCCCCUUCGUCCGCGGCUGCCAGUUCCACUUCGGCUUCGCCGACGCCUGGCGCACCUCCGGGCCCGGCAUCACCGCCGCCGUGCGGGCCGCCCUGCAGGCCAACCCGUCCUACAAGCUCGUCGUGACGGGCCACUCCCUCGGCGGCGCCGUCGCCACCAUCGCCGCCGCCAGCCUCCGCGCCGCCGGCCUGCCCUGCGACCUGUACACCUACGGCAGCCCGCGCGUCGGCAACGCCGCCUUUGCGCAGUUCGUCACCGACCAGGCCGGCGCCGAGUUCCGCGUCACGCACACCGACGACCCCGUCCCGCGCCUGCCGCCCAUCCUCUUCGGCUACCGCCACGUGAGCCCGGAGUACUGGAUCUACGCCGGCUCCGGCGGCGCCGGCGCGUCCGCCGCCGACAUCAAGGUCUGCGCCGGCACGGCCAACACGGACUGCAACGCCGGCACGUCCGGGCUCGACGCCGCCGCCCACGGGCAGUACUUUGGCCCCAUCGCCGGCUGCAGCGCCGGCGGCGUCGUCUGGCGCCGCUCCGGCGCCAGGGACCUCACCGACGAGGAGCUCGAGGCGCAGCUCAACGAGUGGGCCGAGAAGGACCGCCAGAUCGUGCAGGCCGGCGCUGCGUAG